Messenger RNA from Symbiodinium pilosum, 2433 nucleotides. NCBI's taxonomy places the organism in Eukaryota, Dinophyceae, Suessiales, Symbiodiniaceae. The record is from the annotation of a GenBank genome assembly.
AUGCCGCCGGACAAUUCAGCUUCGUUUGAAUGGCUCAAACCUGGUCCGUAUCCGGUUAAUUCAUCUGAUUAUGAAUGGGCAGACACAUCACGCCCCACGCAAAAAAACAGAGAUUUCCCCGGUGCUCAGCAGCGCAGUCUUCCAGCGACGAUUUGGUAUCCCGCGCAAUUCGAUGGCCCCUAUCCGCUGAUUGUCUACUCCCACGGAUUUCUUUCUUCUCGAGGCGAGACUGAAUAUCUUUUGCGGCAGCUGGCCUCCUUUGGUUAUGUUGUCGUGGCCGCGGACUUUCCUUUGACCAGCGGCAGCGCGCCCGGCGGCCCCAACAUUAAUGACGUGUCACAGCAACCGGCAGAUGUAACUUUUUUAAUUGAUACAGUGCUCGCUUUGGCAGGUUCAGAAAAACCUUAUAGUGGAGAAAUCGAUGCUGAUCGCAUCGGUAUAAUGGGUCUAUCGUUGGGUGGCUUUUCAACUUCUUUAACAGCGUAUCACCCUCGUUUGCGCGAGCCCCGGGUUAAGGCUGCCAUUUCGAUUGCAGGGCCUUCCGCCAAUUUAACUGAGAAAUUCUAUACUCAGAAUGACUUGGCAUUACCGUUCCUGAUGAUCGCCGGCACAGCUGAUCGGCUCAUCGACUUCGCCUCCAAUGCUGCUGUAAUUCCUCAACGGGUCCCUGACGGCGGGCUGCUGUCUAUCGAUGGAGGAAACCAUAUCGGGUUUGUUGGAAUGGCUGACCCCACCUUUCGAUUCUUCCUCAACGCAGAUUCAGUGGCCUGCCUGUCGGUGGAAGCGAACAUUGAUGCAUCCGAGGGGAGAACCAAUGAGGAUUUAUUUUCCAGUGCAGAAGGCAUCGUGUUCGACGCUUCAGCGCCAACGCGUUGCCAAUCAGAGGUGAAGGAGGCCAUACAUCCGGGCCGACAGCAUAUGAUUACCCAACUGGGUGCGCUCAGUUUCUUCGAAUCAGUUCUGGCCGAUUCGGCGGUGUCCGCCCUGCGCCAGCAAUUAUUAUCUGCUGCACAAACCUUCGAAGCGUCGGGAGCCUCGACGUUCAUGCCUGAACUGGACCCCAAUGCCAAAAACGUACGGAUCUUUAAUCUCAUCGGUCUGGAUGCGGUAUUCCGGGAACUGAUCCUGCACCCCAGCGCCAUAGAAUACGUGAAAGUGCUUCUGGGAGAGCACUACAUGAUCUCCAACUUCACCGCCAACAUCGCGCUGCCGGGUAGCGGCUCCAUGCCUAUACAUUCGGAUCUCGGGUUUGUCUCGCCCCCACCCUGGCUGGCGCCGCACUCGAUGAACAUCAUCUGGUGCCUUGACGAUGUAUACGAGUCAAAUGGCGCAACCCGCUACAUUCCAGGCAGCCAUCUCUAUCGAAGUCUGGACGAUCUACCGGCUAUGCCGAUGCAACAUACUGUCGCCUUUGAAGCAUCGGCAGGGUCAAUCAUCGCGAUGGACGGACGCAUGUGGCAUACGUCUGGCGCUAAUGUCACCGAGAACAGUGAACGCGCAUUGCUGUUUGGUUAUUACUCCGCCGAUUUUCUGCGCCCGCAGGUCAAUUGGAACGCAUUGCUCCCGGUCGAACUGCAGAAAUCCCUGGACCCUGAAUUGUUCCUGCGCCUGGGCCUCAUGGCAGAAGGCAAUGCGCAUCAGAUGACCAGACAGACGACCCCCGGGCCCACUGAAGAUAUCGAACAAGCUGUCAGUGAUUUAGCAUUGCAUGGUCUGUGCGUCAUCAGUAACGCGCUGGACGCAGCAGCGCUGGAGAAUGCCAGGCAGGCACUUUACCACGCCGCUGACAGUGACCGUCAGAGAGGGCGGGCGACAAAAGGAUUUGCCCUUGAUGAAAACGAGCACAACCAAAGGGUCUGGAAUUUACUCAAUCGCGAUUUGGUGUUCGCGGAUCUGGCCGAGCACCCGAUGGCCAUUCGCCUGGUGCGCGAAACCCUUGGCUGGCCAGCUUUAUUGAGCAACAUUUCCGGCAACAUCACUGAGCCCGGGGCGGUACGCGGGGUACUGCAUGCCGACCAGAUUUUUGUCCCUGAACCUUGGCCGACCCGUCCCCAGGGCCUCAAUGUGCUCUGGUGUAUUGAUGCGUUCACCGCCGAAAACGGCGCCACCGAAAUUGCCCUGGGCAGCCACCGUCUGCACCGCAAUCCGAACUCAGGUGAUGCGUCUACAGCAAUGACCCCCAUCGUCGCACCGGCGGGCAGUAUGGUUGCAUUCGAAAGCCGCCUUUGGCAUCGCAGCGGCGCCAACACUUCCAGUGACAAAACGCGGGCGGGUGUAUUUUCUUUCUACACCACACCUGUCUAUCGUACUCAGGAGAACUGGUUUCUUUCAUUGGACCCAGGCGUACAGCGAUAUGCAUCAGAAACACUGCUCACUCUGCUGGCUUACAAAUCCGCCGGCUUUGGAUUGGUUUACGGAGAGUCGCCACGCUAA